This is a messenger RNA of Mycena citricolor, 765 nucleotides long. NCBI's taxonomy places the organism in Eukaryota, Fungi, Basidiomycota, Agaricomycetes, Agaricales, Mycenaceae. The record is from the annotation of a GenBank genome assembly.
GCAUCAACACUAGAAUGAUUUGGACACCGUCGCCCGGCCUUAGGCGUCGUACCUUCACGCAAUUUGUCAAGAGACCAGUCGACACACCUCGCUUGCGGCAUGGCAUGAUAUAUCGAAAAUCGGAGGAUCAAGAUGUGGAUGGGGCGUCCUCCGACCUUAAAAACAUAUUAAGCUCUGAGUCUUCAAAGCCACCUACUAUAGACGCUGCUCUGGGAUCUGUUAAUUUCGAAUUAUUGCUCCGAGCAAUUCACGACAAUGGCUCGCAAGAACGACAUGGAACGACAUGGAUCGUUGGGAGCAACGCCUGGAUCUGGAGAAGUCCAGGGCACAGUGCCCCCUCUGCUGGUCAAUCAGCGCUCAGAUUCGACUCGACCUUAGUGCAAGAUGAUGCUGACGCAUGGGCUGCAGAGCGCAUUGUUGGGCCAGAUACACUGUCCUCGAGAUUUCAUUGCCACAUGGCUUCCUCUCGUCGGCAUUCGGCCCAGCGAGGAUCGCUCGGACUGCGAUCCUGCUCUCAUCUCAACAAAUGUAUCGGAAUGAUCAGGCCCCCGAUCGGGCGCUGUGCUGGCCGACAAGACAGACAACUGCUGAGCAUCGUACAUGCAUAGACGAUUGCGACGGCACGGAACGCACCUUUUGACCUCGAUGACCCCGAAAUAACGCGCCCUUCCUGUUGUCCAGUCUCGUCGCCAUAGUGGAUCCUUGCGCUCGCCAUCGGCCCAGCAAGGAUCGAUCGGACUGCGAUCCUGGUCCCAGUCACCACAA